CGCCACCCUGUCUGUGCAGCGUGGUUGGCUCGAGAUAGUCGUCGCUUUCGCCGGACCACGUUAUCGCACGGAGAAUCUGAAGAUGGAGAAAGAAAAAAAAAAACUCGGUCUGCAGCAGGAAUGGCGGGCGCUAUUCUCCUUGCCCUGAGCAUUCUGGCUCGAUCCCUUUUGUAGGUGCUGCAUGGCUCAUGAUGGCGACCUUGCGACCUAACUCAUAAAUCCUCGUCUCAUCCGCGAAGGUGUCGACGCUGGAGUGUCGAUUCUUGAAACCGCGAAAGCUCAAGCUACAAGCAACAUGGCUGCUAGUUCCCUUGCUUCGUCCGUAGAAAGUCGGACUCGGAUUACGAGCCCUGCCCUUGCUAACUUGUCGCUGCAUUUGCCAUCUUUGGAUUCGAGGUCGCAGCACUUUUUCGAGGCAGCCAACCCAAACCCGAGCUUGGGAGUUGUGGAGGAACGUCGUCUGUCACAGACCAGUUCGAUCUAUGACGACGAUGACGAGUGGAACAGACGGAUCUCGAGGUUAACAAUACAACCUCUCUGUCAAGUGGGCAACCGUCCCGACGCUCGAUUGACUUCAAGGGAAACUCCGAGGACGAUCUCUUGGCCGAACGAAGCAUUGGACGGGCAAUCCCAAAGUCCAGAUCUGCUUAAAGCUGCAUCAGCAGCUCAAGGACAGCGUCUUGAAGUAAAUCGCGAUUUGCGCACCCGCAACCUCUGCGUUUUCGCGCUCGUUCUAGGUAUACUGGCUGGGAUUGCGUCCUUGGCUGCUGGCUGCCAGAUCGUGGCAUCGGGACGGACGCUGUUGCCAUCAUUUCUACUCGAUAAGUACAUCAACAUGGGAACGGUGGAUUAUCCAUUUCCAGCGAAAACAGCCAAGCAUUACCUUAGCGGACAUAGGGUAGUUCCUGUCCCUGAAGCUGCAAUGCUUAUGAUUGGGUUUGUUCUGAACGUAUGCCUGACAGUUCUCUUCGACUGCAUGGCUUUCAUCCAAAACACAACUUUGCGAUGGGCUCUCUGCAAAGAAGGAAGACUUGUGUUUAAUUCGAAUCCUCGUCUUUUUAUUGGAGCACGGCAUUUUGCACCUAACUGGCGCGUCUCGAAUGCUGUCUCCGCUUUGGCUCUUACAAUGGGAUAUGGAUCAAUAUCCUCCCUCACGUGUAGCAUCUACGUUGUCGGUAUGUCUAACGGCAGGAGCGGGAUCGCUGAAGGUAAACCAAUCACCGGACCGCGGUAUGCCAUUGACUUCAGUGGGUGGGGUUUCAUUGGUCUUGGUAUAUCACUCCUCCUCCAAGGCUCAAUAUCUUCCUGGUGCCUUUCCCGGAGCAAGAUUGUUCCCACGUGGAGUUCCAAUCCGUUCAACACUGCCCUAAUAUGCGCACUACUUGGGCUUGCCGACAAAAACAGGACCAAAAAACCAAAACUCCUCGCGGCCGACGCGAUCAUGUCCGCCCAGAAGCUUCCAAAUCAUGUCGAAGCGAAACCGACGUGGCUCACUCAAUCUGACUACGGCGAAGGCAUAACGCUCGCGGUUCCGCAGCGAAAGCAACUACCGAUGAGGUUGGAAGUCCCUCAUAGCAGCCGGUUCACAUAUUUCGCCUGGGCUGUUUUCGCGGUUAUCGUUCUUUGGAUCCUCGUCAUCACGACAUUCGGCAUGAAGACAAGGAGCUGUACAAGUGAUUACGUCGACCACAUGGCCCAUCGACUAGACUUCCUUGCCUUUUGGCAGAAUUACUGUCAAGUGACCAUACCUUACUACGUCGACCCUUUCUUCAACCGCCGCGACUGGCUCGGCCUAAUAAUUCAAUGCGCAGUGUUUUCAUUCAUCACCCUCGGUCUGCACUGCGCAGAAUUGCUCACAGACAUUGCACGUGAUGAGUCUGCGUGGCGGAAGGCUACAACGACUGGAGCAGACGCAGGCCGUGGUGCCUUGAUCGAAGGCGCUACAAGCUGGGUUUGUUGGCUCAUGUUCGCUUUCAAGUCUAUCGCUCCUUGGAUGUUCUCCAUGGCUUUCAACACAAAUCUUGUGGUGUUCAACAACCUGAUACCGUUGUCGGUUCUUGGCUUGAUCAUGCUGUCGGUGGCACUAUUUUCGGAGUACCUGCUGAGAUGGCAACCGAAGGGACCACAGCCUUGUGUCUACGGCAAUAUAUCCAAGCUGGCGAGUCUCGUGGACGAGUGGCAUCCACGCAUCUUUUGGGGUGACAAGGGCAUGAUUGACGACAAAGUACGCAGAGCGGGCACCGCUGGCCGGCGCCUCGCGGAUGUCGACAUGUCAAUGCUCUACGCAAAUUUACGAGUCUAAUCACUAUCACGGCGCACAUCAUGGGCAAAAUGUAGUUACCAGCGAGAAAUUGAGACAUUGAAUACGUCGA
This is a messenger RNA of Verruconis gallopava, 2372 nucleotides long. RefSeq lists its product as uncharacterized. Lineage: Eukaryota; Fungi; Ascomycota; Dothideomycetes; Venturiales; Sympoventuriaceae. The coding region runs from base 296 to 2302 and encodes 668 amino acids. The transcript is spliced from 4 exons. The record is from RefSeq and is a predicted model, not a curated record.